GGCGAGGCGGUGCCUCGGGCCCGGCGCGGCGCUCGGCUGGGGCGAGCAGGGCGGCCGCCGCCUCCCGCCGCGGCGAUGAGCGCCUCGGCGGCCACCGGCGUGUUCGUGCUCUCGCUCACCGCCAUCCCCGUCACGUACCUCUUCAACUGCCUGGCGGCCACCGGCAGUUCCUGGGUAAUCGUUGCAGUUGGAUUGCUGGUUCUGGUUCUUAUUGCUCUGUUGGCUCGUGUUCUUGUCAAAAGAAAACCACCAAAAGACCCGCUGUUUUAUGUUUAUGCUGUAUUUGCCUUUACCAGUGUAGUGAACCUAAUAAUUGGGUUGGAACAGGAUGGAAUUAUCGAUGGAUUCAUGACUCAUUACUUGAGAGAGGGUGAGCCAUAUCUGAACACUGCCUAUGGCCAUGUGAUCUGCUACUGGGAUGGCUCUGCUCACUAUCUGAUGUACCUGUUGAUGGUGGCAGCUAUUGCAUGGGAACAAAGCUAUAGAACCAUUGGUCUCUACUGGCUAGGUUCCAUUAUCAUGAGCAUCAUUGUCUUUUUGCCUGGAAAUAUUGUGGAUGCUGGCAUACAUGUUCUACUCUGUGCCAUACUAUGUGAUUGCUCUGUAUGGCCUCCUGGUGCCUGGCUGUUCCUGGAUGCCUGAUUUAACCCUCAUACAUGCUGGAGGACUAGCUCAGGUAUUUCUUUGCAAAAUGUUCACUUUUGAAUUACAAGUUAAUAAGCAGACACCUAUGGAGUAAAUAAGGGGCCCAGGGCUUGAUCUUCCCAUGCAGGUUUUAUGCUAAUGUAACUCAGAUCAGAUCAGUUUUUGUAUGUGUAAAAAAACCGUUAAUUUAAGGGAGUGGAGAAUCAAAUCCAUUACAUGUCUCUAAUGACCACACUCUUGCUUUAGCAGACUUCUCUCCUUCUGCACAAUGUUUUUAUUGUGCUCAUUUAAACCUUAUUAAGCACCAUGCACUCUUUAGCUGGGACCAUGAAGGAAGCCUGUCUUAAAGCUGUGACAGUCAACCAUGUAAAAAAAUCCCAAACACAACAAAGCAGCACAAUACAUUGUUUCCAUAAUAUGUGUUGGCUAACUAGGUAGUUUGAAACAUAUAAAUGGAAAAAAGUAUCUACUGGUCACACAAAAUAUACAGUAUCAGUUGAUGACAUGGAUACAACACUGGGAACCUCCUGGGCCACAAACCACAGUAACACCCCGACAUGCUUGUGCUGCCAAAGGCAGACCAAUGAUCAUACUUCCUUAACUCAUUCCCUUCUGAUUCUCCCAAAUAAACAACAGUGGCUAAUUACUAGAUGGUGCUGAUGCUUAUGAGGAGACUGACCAAAACAAAACAAUCCAACAGGAAGUGAUAAAUGACUUCUCAUAACGUCCAGAUGACCAUUAAACAGUUGAGACACAGGGACAAUUGAUUUGUACUGUAUGUAGGAAAUUAAAUGUGCUCUGAGCAUCCAGAUAAUGCAGAAAAUGUGCACGUAAUCCUGCCACAACAGUGAGAACACAGGGACAUAGCAAUAAGUGUAAUUCAAAUACCACUACUAGACAAACACAGACCAACACUUCGUUCCUCAGGCCUGAGAUAACAAUCAUGGAUACAAACUACAGUCCACUUUAACUGCCCAGUAAGGAUGGUGGAAUGGCAUUUUCUAUUUGUGAGCAAUUAUCAGAGAGAAUAGACUUCUUUUCUUUUUUCUCUCCAAACAGUUUACAGAGAAUCUUGAAUUAUUAAGUGAUAUCAAAACAGAAUCUGGCAAACAUUAACGAGGAGGUUUAGAUGCUUAAAAGGCAUUAUAAAUAUUAUAAAUCUGUGUUUAGCCUAAAUGUAAUUUAGGAAAAAAAAAAAAGGCAAAAACUAGCUAAAGUAGGUAAAGUCAUACUGGGAACUUUUCUUUACCAACAGA
Messenger RNA from Pseudopipra pipra, 1901 nucleotides. It is a transcript of the gene TM6SF1, whose product is annotated as transmembrane 6 superfamily member 1. The transcript has 6 exons. NCBI's taxonomy places the organism in Eukaryota, Metazoa, Chordata, Aves, Passeriformes, Pipridae. The record is from RefSeq and is a predicted model, not a curated record. Gene Ontology annotation, cellular component: lysosomal membrane. The coding region runs from base 76 to 642 and encodes 188 amino acids.